Molecule: messenger RNA, 1592 nt
Organism: Schizophyllum commune H4-8
Lineage: Eukaryota; Fungi; Basidiomycota; Agaricomycetes; Agaricales; Schizophyllaceae
Exons: 8
Coding region: 297-1418 (373 amino acids)
Source: RefSeq, a predicted model, not a curated record
AUCACCGCGCGAAGACGUGGAUGAGGGCACUCACAGCCCUCGGGGUGUAUAGCCAGCCUUCCAUGUGUAUUGAGUACCCUUCGUAUGUAUAGCACUCAGCGGUGUAUAAGAACAUCGGGCGAUUUCCACUCUGCGCCCUUCGGCGCCCCACGUUUUCCAACCUACCUCACCCUUGCGGUGCUUACCCUCGUUGAAGCUCGUGGCGCUGCCUCUUAUCCGCCAUGACGCCGGAAGAGGACAGGCUAUUGUACGCUUUCGGACGCAAUGAGAUGAAGAACGUGGUCGUGAUGUUCUUUAUGGCUGUCGCGUACGGCGUCUUCCUCUGCUUGACACCUCUCGCGCUUCUCAUUAUGCUCCGCCGCGCCCGCUCGCGCACCAUCCUCAUCCAGAUCGGCGUCAUCCUUCUCCUCUUCGCCAGCGUGACCAUCAACACCGCAUGCGUCCUCGCCGUCAUCCUGCUCCAGCUCUCGCGCGGGUUCACGCGAAAUUUGGACGAGCCGAUCCUUCAGAGGUUUAGAGCGGCGGACCACGAGACGCUGUGGAUGUUUGUGUAUCAGACGUGGGCGCAGCCGAUCCAGUUCAUCGCUGGUGAUUCGAUCAUCGUCUGGCGCGCGUGGAUAUUCUGGAGGGGGAGGAGAGGGGUGCAAUAUGCCCUGCUCGUCGUUCUGAUUGCGGAUGCCGCGAUGGCCAUAGCCUUCGGCGUGUGGACGACGGAAAAGAUAUACGACACCAUCCGAGAUCCAGGUAUGGGUGCAGCGAUACUUGGAGCGUCCACGUUUCUGUCCUUUGGCACGAAUCUCUUUUCUACGGCGGCCAUAGCGUUGAGGGCAUGGCAGAACCACCGUCAACUAGCGGCGACGUUCAGCUUCUCUGGCGUGGCAGGGCACGGCCAGAAUAUACGGCGACUGGAAAGCGCCUUCUUCAUUCUUGUCGAAAGUGGCGCGCUCUUGUGUUUAUGUCAGUUCGUCUACGCGAUCCUCUCCGUGCUCGACGGGCAUAAUGGCUCUCCAUUGGAUUGGGGGACCAGCAUGAUGGGCACACUCAGUCAGAUGCUAGCGGCCCUCAAUCCUGUCCUCGUCAUCCUCCUAGUCCGCCUCCGCUUCUCCAUGAUCGACUCCGACUCCGAACUGUCCACCACUACGACCACCACUCGCGGCCUCACGCACGUCGAGCGCAUCGCGCUCUCGCAGCGUUCCCGCUCGCUCGACCUCGAUUCGCAGGGGCCGAAGACUCCCGUGAAAGAGUCCGCGCCGUGGAAAGACGGCGAAGCGAGGGCGACGUGGAAAGACUCCGAGGCGAGGGCGGCGUGGAGAGAUAUCCCGAAGUCGGAGGAACCGUGGCAGGAGCCAAGCCUGUAUACCCAUGCGUCGAUCGAUGGUGUUGUAGUGCAGACGGUGACGACGCAGCAUGCCCUGUGACGACACAUACUCUGUCCGGAGGGCGCAAAAUGCGCUAUGGGCUGGCUGUGAGGCCGGUGAUGACCUUCGGGUUAAAUACUUACCUGUCUUUCUUGACUUGUACGCUGCAUACACUCGCUUGAGAAGUAGUUGUUCUUCCUGUUGUAUUCUAAUGUUGUAUGUAUGUUUAGUAGG